This is a messenger RNA of Sporothrix brasiliensis 5110, 1740 nucleotides long. RefSeq lists its product as uncharacterized. The transcript is spliced from 2 exons. Bases 1 to 1740 code for a protein of 579 amino acids. Gene Ontology annotation, molecular function: transmembrane transporter activity. Gene Ontology annotation, biological process: transmembrane transport. NCBI's taxonomy places the organism in Eukaryota, Fungi, Ascomycota, Sordariomycetes, Ophiostomatales, Ophiostomataceae. The record is from RefSeq and is a predicted model, not a curated record.
AUGGGAAUUCGCCAUGCGCCGGCCGGUAGCGUGCACAGCAGCGGCGAUGACGAAGGCGGGAUCGAAACCGGCCGACCUGCGGAUGGACUGCCCCUCGACGCUGUGCAGUCUUCUGUUCCGGAACGCUACUCCGUGUACAGCCUGUGGGAGAAGCGAUGGAUUGUGCUGGCCGUGUCUGCCGCCGCCUUCUUCUCGCCUGUGACUGCACAGAUUUACUUGCCGGCGCUGAAUCUCAUCGCGGCCGAUUUCCGCAUUACGGCAACGCAGGUCAACCUCACCAUGACCACGUACAUGAUCCUCCAGGGCGUCACACCCAUGUUCGUGGGUGGCCUCGCCGAUGGUGCCGGUCGGCGCCCGGCGUACAUGGUCUGCUUCAUCGUGUACAUCUUGGCCAAUGUGGGCCUGGCCGUGUGCAAGAACUACGCCUCGCUUCUCGUGGUGCGCUGCAUCCAGUCGGCCGGCUCCAGCAGCACGAUCGCGCUGUGCCAGGCCGUCGUCGCCGACAUUGUGACCAGUGCCGAGCGCGGCCAGUAUAUUGGCUUCACGGUGCUGCCGACAGUGCUGGCACCGACAGUGGGCCCGAUCUUGGGCGGUGUGCUCUCCCAGUACCUCGGCUGGCGGUCCAUCUUCUGGUUCCUGGUCAUCUCGUCGGCCGUCAUGUUUGUCGUGCUGCUGCUCUUUUUGCCCGAAACGUGCCGCAACAUUGUAGGAGAUGGCUCCAUUCGGCCACAUCCCAUGUACCGCACAUUCAGGCAGCUAUUUCAGGACUGGAACCAGAAACGGGCGCAGCAUCAACGCCACAAGAAACAGAGAAAAGAGCUUGCAGGCACCAACACGAAUAGCAACAAGAACGAAAUUGGGGACGGCGGUCUGCUGCAUAGCACUUCGCUGGCGCUGACCGCAACACGCGCCAGCUCCGUCCGGCCACCACUCCGAGUCAAGUUUCCCAACCCGCUGCGGUCGCUAUUGAUGCUGUUUGAAAAGCAAAUCGGCAUUCUCGUCGGCUACAAUGCCAUUAUCUUUGCCGGCUUCUACUCGAUAUCGGUGGCAAUGCCGUCGCAGUACGCACUGAUUUACGGCUACAACGACCUCGUUAUUGGCCUCAUGUACAUACCAAUGGCAGCUGGAUCGGCACUCACAGCCUUCGUCAUGGGACCCCUGAUGAACUACAACUACCGCCGUCACGCCCGCCGCCUCGGCCUGCCCGUCGAUAAGUCCCGGCAGGCCGACCUCGCCGAUUUCCCCAUUGAACGUGCUCGCCUCGAGGUCGGCAUACCGCUUGCCAUUCUAGCCACAGUCGUGAUCCUGUGCUGGGGCUGGGUGCUCGAGAAACGGGUCUCUGUCGCCAUUCCCUGUGUGCUCAACUUCUUCUAUGGUGUGGGCAUGAUUGGCUUCAACAAUGCCACCAGCGUCUUGCUGAUUGAUGUGUCGCCCGGUCAUGCGGGCGCCGCCGUGGCCGCCAACAACCUUGCGCGGUGUCUACUGGGUGCGCUCUUCAGUGCUGUCAUUGUGCCCAUGAUCAACAAGCUGGGUAUUGGUUGGGCUUUCGUGCUGCUGGGACUGCUGUACGCCGCGUUCCUACCACUCAUGUUUUUGUUGAUGCGCAACGGCAUCCGGUACCGGCGCGAGAAAAAGGCCAAAGAUGACCGGCGGAAGCAGUGCAAGGCCGAGAAGCGGGAAGCCAAGGAGAGAGAGGAGAAAAGGGUGGCUGCGAUUGUUCAAGGUGAAAAUACUGUGUAG